Molecule: messenger RNA, 882 nt
Organism: Pestalotiopsis fici W106-1
Lineage: Eukaryota; Fungi; Ascomycota; Sordariomycetes; Amphisphaeriales; Sporocadaceae
Product: Exosome complex component rrp45
Exons: 2
Coding region: 1-882 (293 amino acids)
Biological process (GO): nuclear polyadenylation-dependent rRNA catabolic process; U1 snRNA 3'-end processing; TRAMP-dependent tRNA surveillance pathway
Cellular component (GO): cytoplasmic exosome (RNase complex); nuclear exosome (RNase complex)
Source: RefSeq, a predicted model, not a curated record
AUGCCGCGCGAGGCUGAGCCGUCCCUCAACGAGAAGGCGUUCCUAGUACAGGCCCUGCAAGAGGGCCAUCGACUCGACGGCCGUGGAUUCGAGCAGUUUCGAAAGCUGGAACUUAACUUUGGAGACCAGUAUGGAGUUGCAGACGUCACAUUAGGCAAAACGAGGGUACUUGCAAAGGUCUCUGCCGAGGUUACUGCCCCGUAUCCCGACAGACCAUUCGAUGGCAUCUUUGCAAUCAGUUCAGAGCUCAGCCCGAUGGCCUCCCCGGCUUUCGAGGUGAACAGACCAACCGAAACCGAGGUUCUGCUUUCUCGGCUCCUUGAAAAGACGGUUCGAAGAUCCAACGCCCUCGAUACGGAGUCGUUAUGUCUGGUUGCUGGUCAGAAGGUGUGGUCGAUAAGAGUAGACCUGCACGUUUUGUCGCACGACGGAAAUCUCAUCGACGUUUCAUGUUUGGCGGUGGUCGCAGCAUUGCGGCACUUUAGAAAACCAGAUACAAGCAUUGAGGGAGAGACAUUGACGGUAUACACGCCGGCAGAGAGAGAGCCGGUCCCGCUCAGUUGGCUACACACCCCAUUGUGUAUCACUUUCAGCUUUUACGGAGACGAUGGGGAUAUCGUGUUACUGGAUACCACGCUGUUGGAAGAGCAGUUGCGAGUGAGCAGCUGUACAAUCAGUCUCAACAAGCACGGAGAGAUAUGUCAGGUCGCAAAGCUUGGUGGUACACCCGUCGAAGCCUUGUCGCUAGUACAAUGCGCCAACAUUGCCAUGCAGCAGGUCAAGGUAUUCUCAAAUAUGCUUGACCAGAAGCUGGCCGAGGACUCGAAACGGAGGGACAAGGGAGGACUCCUGGCUGAGCUGUCUGCAGAGAACGCGAGGUAG